Monoraphidium neglectum is the source of this 882-nucleotide messenger RNA. RefSeq lists its product as hypothetical. The transcript has 7 exons. The record is from RefSeq and is a predicted model, not a curated record. The coding region runs from base 1 to 882 and encodes 293 amino acids. Lineage: Eukaryota; Viridiplantae; Chlorophyta; Chlorophyceae; Sphaeropleales; Selenastraceae.
AUGCGCAACGUGUACACGGCGCCGUUCCAGUGGUCGUUCCCCCUCAACCUGCCGCUUCCCUUUUUCGGGAUUUUUCCAGCGGGGGAGAUUGGCGCUGACGAGGAGAUGCCGUGGAGUGAUGAGAUUGACCACCGGCUGUUCCUGCCACCCAGCAUAGGCGUGGGCGACUACGUGCGCUUCAGCGAGGUUGCCUUCUUCCACAAGGCGUCCAAGACGCUCAUGGUGACCGACGCCGUCGUGUUCGUGCCCGAUGACGCGCCCGAGGUCAUCAGCAAUCGGGCGCUGCUGUACAACGCGCAGGACGGGCUGCUGCAGCGGGCCAUCGCCGGCGGCAAGACGCGGGCGGAGGUGGCGGCGAUCGCAAAGGAUGGUUACCCGGAGGAUACCCUCGAGAACCGGCGGCUGGGGUGGCAGCGCAUGUGCCUGCUGGUGCUGUACUUCAACCCCUCGGACCUGCUGACCCCUCAGGAGUCGUUCGAAGCCAUCAGCAACCGCCUGCUGGUGGGGCCCGUGGUGCAGACCCUCGUAUACUCCAAGGUGCCCCGCACCGUGUGCGACUGGGUUGACUCAAUCUGCGACAGCUGGCAGUUCAACAAGGUCAUCCCCUGCCACAUGGCCGCGCCCGUCAGGGCCGGCCCCGCCGAGUUCCGCGCCGCCUUCGACUUCGCCUACGAGGCCGCCGGCCGCGCCCCCGCCGCCGCCGCGCCCGCCGCGCCGGCCGGCCUGCUGGGAGGCCUCUUCGGCGGCCUGUUCGGCGGCGGCGGCGCCGCCGCCGCGGCUGCCAAGAAGCAGCCCCUGGAGGCCGACCUGCGGGUCCUCAAAAAUUUGGAUGACACCCUUGUCAAACUCGGGGCAGUCUACACUGAUGCAGAGACCCGGUAG